This is a messenger RNA of Eimeria maxima, 1365 nucleotides long. RefSeq lists its product as hypothetical. The coding region runs from base 1 to 1365 and encodes 454 amino acids. The transcript is spliced from 4 exons. The record is from RefSeq and is a predicted model, not a curated record. NCBI's taxonomy places the organism in Eukaryota, Apicomplexa, Conoidasida, Eucoccidiorida, Eimeriidae.
AUGGCUGAGGGGAUGGCUUUACGUGUUGAGGGCGGCAAGAGUAUUUCUUAUAAAUUAAAAUCUCCUUUAGGCCGUCCUUUAUACACCCCAAAGGGUAAACCCCACAUCCUCUUUCCUUAUGGAGCCAAGUAUAGAUCGCCCAACAGGCCAAAAUGGUGGGUAGGGCGGAGGUUAGCUUACCCCCAUCACUCUCAUCAGAAGGUAUGGCUGCCUCCGUCUCUCUUGUCUAUUGAAUCUUUCGCCUUCCUGCAGCAGGAGCAGCAGUACCUGCUGCAGCAGCAGCAGCAGCAGCAGGAGGAAGAGCAGCAGCAGCAGCUGCCUCCGCAGCAGCAGGAGCAGCACAGGAAACAGCAGCAGCAGCAGGCCAUACAAAGGAGGAAACAGCUGCUGCAGCAGCUACUUGACGCCGAGAUAGCUGUAGCAGCAGCAGCAGCAGCACACCGCCGGCCUGUUCGGGCAGGUGUCGCUAGCAGCAGCGGCAGCAACAGCAGCAGAAGCAGCAGCAGCAGCAGCAACACCAGAGUGCAGGUAGGCAAAUGGACCUACGAUCCUUCUGCUGCUGCUGCUGCGCUGCAGCAGCAGCAAAUCCUCCCGGAAGCAAUGCAUGCACUGCCGUUGCAUGGUGUUGGCUGUUUGCUGUUUAGAGAUAAAAGAAGCAGCAACAAGUUGCUGCAGCAGCAGCUGCAGCAGUACCACAGAAAAUAUAAGCAGCAACAGAAGCUAACAGCUAGGGGAGUUGUCUUACCCCCAUCUCUAAGACCUGGCAGCAGCAACAGCAACCCCAGCAGCAGCAGCGACAGCAACAGCAGCAGUGACAGCAAAAGCAGCAGCAGCGACAGUAACAGCAACAGCAGCAGCGACGGCAUCAGCAGCAACAGCAACAGCCGCAGCGACAGCAUCAGCAGCAACAGCAGCACCAGCAACCACGUUCCUGCUGAGCAUAAGCAGAAACCCUUAGGAAGGAUGAUGGCGUUUGUCCCAAGGGAUGUUUGCUACAAGCAUCGACCUUUCAAGGCACGAAUUCUUGGGGAUCUCUUGUCAAUUCCUUCUCCUCGUCCUUCUGCUGCUGCUGCUGCAGGCAGCAGCAGCAGCAACAGCAGCAGCACUGCGGAGGCACCUCAAGAGAAUGCGGCAGCAGCCGCUGCAGAGCCUGCGACCUCCCAGACAGCAGAUGACAGAAUCAGCAGCAACAGCAGCAUCGCUGACUGCAGCAGCAACUCCAGAAGCAGCAGCAGCAGCAGCAGCAGCAGACCUUUUGUGUUCCGUCGUUGCUGCACUCCUGCUACUCUUAGCCUAGACUUCUGGUUUGCUGCUCCCCCUAUUAAUGGCAAUAGAUUUAUUUAUAAACCCUCUUUGUCCCUUUAA